AUGAGAAAUUCACUCGCGACACCAUCAUCGCCUGGAUUUUCAUAUCUUUUUCUUUUUAAAAAGGAAUAUCAUACCUAUAUUUCUGGGGGGUUAGGCCCUUCUCCGACUGUUUUAGAAGUUUUUUCCCUUUUUACCAAUAAUGAUUUAAUUUAUCGCACAGAUUUGCAUAUAAAACCAACUAAAUUAGAUGAUGCAAAACUUGUAACAAUUGAGUCCGGAAGACCUCCGAGUAAACCAGAGCGUCGACAAGCAGGUUGGGAUGGGGAUGUGGAUGAAGGUGAUGAAGAAUAUAAUGCGAGAGUGGAACGAUGGCGAGAUGAAUAUUUGAGGUGGUUUGAGGUGGAAGAUUUUAUGUAUAGAAUUAGUGAUGAGCAUUAUUUGGAAUAUAAAUUUGGAUAA
Molecule: messenger RNA, 399 nt
Organism: Acaulospora morrowiae
Lineage: Eukaryota; Fungi; Glomeromycota; Glomeromycetes; Diversisporales; Acaulosporaceae
Source: the annotation of a GenBank genome assembly